GCCUUGCUUACCACCGUCUCAGAUUCAAUUGCCACAAGAAUUGCCGCUGCUCCAACCUCAAAUCAAGCCUGGAUCUCGUUGGAAAAAUUGUAUGCAAAUAGAUCCAUGGUGCGAUAUGUGAUCUGGCAAGAUCACCUUCAUAAUCUUUGUAGUGAAGGAAAAACGGUGACUGAAUAUUUAAACCUUGUUAAGUUGAUCACCGAUGAGCUUGAGAACAUGCACUGGGCAGUAUCUAAUGAAGAACUUUCUGUUCAUGUAAUGAACGAUCUCGGACCAGAGUUUCAAGAAUUCUGUGCUGUCAUGCGUGCCCUUGAAACACCUUUGUCAUUUGAGGAUUUUCAAGGUAGACUAUUAGCACAUGAGGAAUCACUGCAUCAUGAGGAAAGGAGGCUUGAAACAAUACCGGUUGUUGCUCAUCAUGCUUCUGUCGAGAUGAGAAACUCAAGGGGACCAAAUGCUUAUUAUUCACAAUCUGGUUCAAAUUUUCAAACUACUAGUUUUGUUACUAACCAGCCUAUUUCUGCAGCCGCUACCCGAAAUCCGAUAGAACCUUCGUGCAUCUCUCAGGCUCUGAAAGAUCCAAACUGGAAGCAGGCUAUGUCUGAUGAAUUCACUACACUUGUCCAUCAAGGCACUUGGGGUUUGGUCCCUCGGUCUCUUGAUCAAAAUGUGAUUGGAUCUAAAUGGGUCUUUUGGUUGAAGUGUAAGGCUGAUGGGAGUAUAGAGUGUUACAAGGCACGUCUUGUAGCCAAAGGUUUCCAUCAACAACCUGGCAACGAUUAUUCAGAAACCUUUAGCCCGAUGAUCAAAUCGACAACUAUCAAAAUGAUGCUCUCUAUUUUUGUUGUUGAUCAACUAGUAUCUUCACUCAGUUCAGCAUUUUCUUUGAAAGAUCCUAGUCCUCUACAUUUCUUUUUGGGGGUGGAAGCUAUUACUACUUCUGCUGGUACACAAUAUCAUGGUUUACUUUUACGGCCUCAGCACAAUUUGUCAUUGCAUGCCUUUGAUCUUCAUUUUGUUCGUGAGUUAGUUGAACAACAGAUUCUUCGUGUGGCACAUAUUUCUUCCAAGGAUCAAUUAGCUGAUGGUUCCACUAAACCUUAUCUAGCACACGAUUUUUGCUGUUGCGAUCCAAGAUUGGCAUCGCUAAUGGCUCCUCCAUCUUGCGGGGGUGUGUCAAGGAAAGUUCUACAUGAUACAAUCUUGUCAUUAAACUGAAGAUUUGAUUCUCUAGAUUACCAUUAAUUGCCUGUAAUUAAAGUUUAUAUUAUUUCUUUCCUUAUAUUGCUUAUUUCCUAAGCAGAAUGCCUUGUAUAUAUUUGAAUUCAAGUGUGAAUAAGAGACAAGCAAUUCAGCCUAUCUAAACUGAAGAUUUGAUUCUUUAGAUUACCAUUGAUUGCUUGUAAUUAAAGUUUAUAUUAUUUCUUUUCUUAUAUUACUUAUUUCCUAAGCAGAAUGCCUUGUAUAUAUUUGAAUUCAAGUGUGAAUAAGAGACAAGCAAUUCAGCCUAUCUUUUCUUUGCCUUGUUAGUUUGCAAUAGUUUUUCUUUUCUUUCUAUAAGUGUUCAUCUGGUAGCCACAGAAAUAGCAAAGAAGUACAUGCUUCGCUUAAUUGAGGACUCCAUCAAAUUCUUCCACAUGAUAGAGAACUUGAAAACUAUCAAAUGACAAGAACUGAUGAAUCAUACAACCAAUAUGUGGAGUUAGUUGUUAAGCAUCAUUUAUGGUUUAUGUUCUGCUUUCAGCAAGUUCUUAUAAAUCAUCUAAAUUUAU
This is a messenger RNA of Rubroshorea leprosula, 1772 nucleotides long. The record is from the annotation of a GenBank genome assembly. NCBI's taxonomy places the organism in Eukaryota, Viridiplantae, Streptophyta, Magnoliopsida, Malvales, Dipterocarpaceae.